Messenger RNA from Rhodofomes roseus, 1524 nucleotides. RefSeq lists its product as uncharacterized. The coding region runs from base 1 to 1524 and encodes 507 amino acids. The transcript has 7 exons. The record is from RefSeq and is a predicted model, not a curated record. Lineage: Eukaryota; Fungi; Basidiomycota; Agaricomycetes; Polyporales; Fomitopsidaceae.
AUGACAGAGACCAGCAGCACCGCAACGUCUCAGCUAAUCGUGCCUCCGGCUGCACCCUCUAUGCCGGCUGUGCCCCCUCCUGCGUACAGUAGUGGUGCGAGCGACCCGGAGAAAGCAAUAGACCUGGUGCCGGAGGCCAAACGUCUUCCUUCGUACAGCUCGUCAGCAUCGACCCUGGACGAGAAAGCCGACAUCAAGAAGGCCGAGGUCUGGGAGGGCUUCCAGGACGACGAGCUCCCUGACAAGACCCAAGGCCGGCUUGUCAGGAAUGUGCGUUUCCAAAUGCUGUCCCUUUAUCGCAGGUUAUUUGGCAUCGUCUUCUUCACCAACCUGGGCAUCUUCAUCUGGUACUGUGUGAAAGGGGCGAACGCCAGCCAGAUUGCCACGGUAGUCAUCGCGAACCUCUUCGUGUCCAUCCUCAUGCGCCAGGAGUACGUUAUCAAUACUUUCUUCGCCGUGGCAUGUCUUGCACCGAAGAGCUGGCCGCUAUGGAUCCGUCGCAUCCUCGCACGUGUAUACUCUAUUGGAGGAAUUCAUUCAGGGGCCGGUGUUAGCGGGACCGUGUGGUUCAUCCUUUUUGUCGGAAAAGCCACCCGGGAAGUCAUUGACAAGGGCAAGACGAGCGUUCCCACCUUGGCGCUGUCCUAUGUGAUCCUUGCUCUGCUCGUGGGGAUGGUUACGUUCGCCUACCCUGCCUUCCGUGUGAAGUAUCAUGACCAUUUUGAAGCCAUACACCGCCUCGCGGGCUGGACGGCUGUUGCGCUCGUCUGGGCGCAGGUGUUACUUUUGAUCGACGAUUACCGCGCAGAAGACGAGACGCUCGGACACGCUGUCGUGCACUCGGCUCCGUUUUGGCUAGUUGUCGUCUUAACGUGCUCGAUCAUCCUUCCCUGGCUGCGUCUCCGCAAGGUCCCUGUUCGGGCCGAAGUCCUCUCCGACCAUUGCGUCCGAUUUUACUUCGAUUAUGUGAACACGCACCCUGGUCACUUCACCCGGAUGUCGGUGAACCCGCUCUUCGAGUGGCACUCGUUCGCCACUAUCGCUGAGCCCGGCAAGAAGGGCUACUCCGCCGUCAUCUCCCGGGCGGGCGACUGGACAAUCCAACAAAUCAGAAAUCCGCCUGAGAGGAUCUGGAUUCGGGGCAUCCCCUGCUAUGGCGUUGUGCGCGUCACUCCUUUGUUCCGCCGGGUGGUAAUGGUGGCGACUGGCAGUGGCAUCGGCCCGAUUGCGCCCGUGGUGUUCGCCAAGCGCACCGAGAUCCAGCUUCUCUGGACGGCGUCGGCGCACAGGAAGACGUUCGGCGACAAGCUCGUCGACUCCCUCCUUGAGGCCUCGCCGGACACUGUUAUCUAUGACACUCGGGUGCACGGCCGCCCCGACAUGGUCAAACUCACCUACCGCAUGGUCCAGGAGUUCAACGCGGAGGCCGUCGUGAUUAUCGCCAAUCAACCCAUUACUGAGAAAGUCGUCUAUGGGAUGAUGAGCCGAGGCAUCCCUGCUUUCGGUGCCAUCUGGGAUUCCUGA